CUCAUUCUGCACAGAAGUUUUUGGAAGUCAGAGGAAGGAGGACAUUCAGAGUGAGGUGUUGUUCUCAACAAGGAUUUGGAGUUCCCUGGGCUCAACAAGGAGCAGGGAGACAUUCCCAGAAGCAUCAGCUUAUAGGCAUCUCCAAAACCCUGACUUGGACCCUGAUGGAAGAAUGCCCUCAGUUGCUAACUAGGCCAGGGGUCCCCUUUCUCUCCCUCCCUCUGGGGUGCCUCCCUCCCUCUGGGGUGCGCCCUGCCCCUCCCUGAAUCACCCCAGGGAGAGAGAGGGGAAAAAAGGGAAGAGAAGAGAGGCAUUGACUAUAGAGGAAGGAAAAGGAAGCACAGCAGAGGAGGGAGGAGAGAGGCCACACAGGAGUGGGUGACAGAGGAGACCGGAGAGGGCAGGUCUAGGGCAGAAGACUGAGAGAGGGCAGGCAUAGGGCAGGUCUAGGGCAGGAGAGGAUCGAGAGAGGGCAGCCCGAGCACCCCCAAGGGGUGCCCCAAGAACAGGCAGGGGCGGGGAGCCGAGGGGGCGGGCCGGCCAUGUCCCACGGGACCUACUACGAGUGUGAGCCCCGGGGUGGCCAGCAGCCACUUGAGUUCUCGGGGGGCCGAGCUGGGCCCGGGGAGCUGGGGGACAUGUGUGAGCAUGAGGCCUCCAUCGACCUCUCCGCCUACAUCGAGUCUGGGGAAGAGCAGCUCCUCUCGGACCUCUUCGCUGUGAAGCCGGCGCCUGAGGCCAGAGGCCUUAAGGGCCCCGGAACCCCUGCCUUCCCUCACUACCUGCCGCCUGACCCACGGCCCUUCGCCUACCCCCCACAUACCUUCGGCCCAGACAGGAAGGCGCUGGGGCCUGGCAUCUACAGCAGCCCAGGGAGCUACGACCCCAGGGCUGUGGCGGUGAAGGAGGAGCCCCGAGGGCCAGAGGGCGGCCGAGGUGCCAGCCGAAGUGGCUACAAUCCCCUGCAGUACCAAGUGGCACACUGUGGGCAGACAGCCAUGCACCUGGCCCCGACCCUGGCAGCACCCGGCCAGCCCCUGCGCGUUCUCAAGGCCCCUCUAGCCACUGCCGUGUCCCCCUGCAGCCCCCUUCUCAAGGCACCCUCUCCAGCUGGCCCCUUGCACAAGGGCAAGAAGGCAGUCAACAAAGACAGCCUGGAGUACCGGCUGAGGCGGGAGCGCAACAACAUUGCCGUUCGCAAGAGCCGGGACAAGGCCAAGAGGCGCAUUCUGGAGACACAGCAGAAGGUGCUGGAGUACAUGGCAGAGAACGAGCGCCUCCGCAGCCGCGUAGAGCAGCUCACCCAGGAGCUAGACACCCUCCGAAACCUCUUCCGCCAGAUCCCUGAGGCUGCCAAUCUCAUCAAGGGCGUGGGGGGUUGCAGCUGAGCCUGGCUGGUGGAUUGUGGGCCCCAGGCCCCCUGGCCCGGCGUGACCCUGGGGGCCACCACUUCCUUGGGACCUUGGAGCCCUUCAUAGGCUGAGCCUGAGACACAGACCAUGGACAAACGGCAGUGGGGUGGCAAGGGCGGGUAAGACUCAGCAUUCUGUGGCUGAAUAAAGUUGCACUGUGACUUGG
Molecule: messenger RNA, 1578 nt
Organism: Carlito syrichta (Philippine tarsier)
Lineage: Eukaryota; Metazoa; Chordata; Mammalia; Primates; Tarsiidae
Gene: CEBPE
Product: CCAAT/enhancer binding protein epsilon
Exons: 2
Coding region: 543-1388 (281 amino acids)
Biological process (GO): regulation of transcription by RNA polymerase II; DNA-templated transcription; myeloid cell differentiation
Molecular function (GO): DNA-binding transcription factor activity, RNA polymerase II-specific; RNA polymerase II cis-regulatory region sequence-specific DNA binding
Source: RefSeq, a predicted model, not a curated record